CAGCCAAAGAGGGAUGGUUAAAAAGGACAGCAACAGUGUCGUAAAAGACCUUAUAAAUUUGGAGGACUUACUUAACAGAACUGUCAGUUUCAGGAGGACAUGAAUAAGCUUCGUGGUGAGCUGAGUGAGAAGGAGCGGGAGCUGCUGAUGAUCCGCAGGGCCAGUGGAGCCAAAGCCUCACAGCUGGCUCAGAUGGAGAAGAUGCUGCAGGAGACCAAAAGCAUGAUGGAUAGAAAGACUGAGAUGGGGACAGAAAAAAACACUUCUGAGGACAACAUGGUGUCUGAGCUGGAGGAGAAGGUGCAGCGCAGUAAGCGAGAGCGGCGUAACUCUCUACACCGCACACAGCUGCUGGAAAGUCAAAUGAAGACAGUGCGUGGUGAGCUGGUGGACACGCUGGACCACUUGCAGACACUCAGAGAUGUCCUGCGGCGCUCACAGCAGAAAGCAGAAGAGCGGCAAGCAGCCAUGGAGAAACUGAAUACCAAGCUCAGGUGAGGCCCUGACCGGCAAACCUGACCUCCAUGAUAAAAAGUGACAUGGAGUGAGAGGAAAGUGAUAUCCUACUGAUCAGGCUCUUCUAUCAGUUUAAAGCAAUGCUCAUGUCUUACCUCUCAGUUUCCAAGAGGGUUUUUUUUGUUUGUUUGUUUGUUUGUAUGCUGGAUCCAAUUUAUGAUUUUAAAACUUGACAUGAAUGACUUCUGUGUGUUAAGAGUUUUUGAAAUACUUUAUCAAUUGUGUGUAUUGAAAAGUAGAAUUGUGUUUUAGACUGGAAAUGUUUGAUAUCAUUUGGCAACUGUGAUUUGGCUUUUGCUGUGAAGAAAGUAAAGUUUUUCAACACACACAUUAUUGGAGCACGUUGACAAGCUUUUUAGACACAAUUUAUUCACCAUUAGCAGUGUAUUUCCUUUUGACAGUGUGGGAGAAGUUUUGGUUGCGUUCUCAAUAACUUAUAUGAUAUUUAAGGAGCUGCUGAUAUGAAAAAUGUCACCAAUACAAUACCAGUUUUAUGCAGCUAAAAUUUAAUAUAAUACGUGCUAAUAAUAUCAGAAAAUAUACUUUUAUACCGUCAAAAAUAAAGCAGACUCAAGUAGCUUUCAUUACGCCAAGCUUUUACUAACAUGAAUGUCAAACAACAGCAUGUGCAACAAUGCAGCUGAACCAGUUCAACCACUGAAAAUAUUCCACUGAACCCUGACCAACAUAAUAGGCAGUCAGUACGUUUACAUGGACAACAAUAAUUCAAUGAUUAACAUAAUACUCUGAUUAAGAAACUACUAUGCAAACAGGAAUUUUUUACUACCGUAAUCCGAUUAAAGUCAUACUUGAAGUAAACACAAAUGGAAUUAAGUUAUGUGGAGUAUUCCUCUUUUAGUCGCAUUAUUGAAGUGCAUUACAGACAUGUACACACCUUAAUCACACUAUUAACGUCGUGUGGGAGUUUUCACUGCAUUUUGUGACAGGACACGUACACACACGACAGUGCUCAACCGUUUAACAGCAAACGAGAGAGCACGGCUGCGUCAGAAACCGCGUACUUACCUGAUAUAUAGUAGGCGAGAUACAUGUAUUUCAGCUACUAUAUAGUAGGUAUGUAUGCGGUUUGAGACGCAGCCCGUGGCUUCAAGCAGUCGUCUAUUUGCACAUAUAACAUGACGAAUAAUUAACCGCACUUAAGCUUUCGUAAAAUAAAAACACCCAAAACUGUACACGGUACCAUAACGAAGACAAACUGUAUGUCGAUACGUGAAAUUCUGGAGGGAACGUCGGACGGCGUGACGUGGGAACGUAAUGACGUGUGUCACUAAUUAAUUUAUGUUCUUUAACAUGUAAAACGGGAACAUUAAAGGAAUAUUCUAAAAGCAACUAAUGUAAACACCUUAAUCACAAUAUCGUCUUAUUCAGAAUAAAGUCAAUAAUUAGAUUAUUGCUGUCCAUGUAAAGUGUUGUGAUGUGAAUGACCAUGCAAUGUUGAAUGACCAUACAGUAAAGCAUCAUGAUGGGUGUGCGCACAGAAGCAGCUCAGCUUGUGACAGAGCUAUUUCCAGUGUAUUUAUGUCAAGUGUCUUAAAACUGUAAAAAAUAAUAAUAAUUAAAUAAAUAAAUAAAAUUAAUAAUAAUAAUAAUAAUAAUAAUAAUAAUAAUAAUAAACACUUUUUAAUGACACAACUAGGUAUGUGUGAAUAUAAAUAUUUAAUAUAGCAACAAUUGUCUGACCUUUUUUCAGAUUACAAUACUAUUACAAUAUUGUACUAGUACAGCAGGUAGUGUUUACAGUUCCCGGUUUGGUCCUGAGCUCAGAUUACCAUCUAUGCAGAGUUUUGUAUGUUCCCUUUUUUUUUUUUUUUUUUUUUGGGCAGAGUUCUUUAGUUUCCUCCCACCUCCCAAAAACAUCCGAAGGUUUGGCUAUACUAAAUAUCCCCUAGGUGUGAAUGAGUGUGUCAAUGUGUGUACAUGGUGCCCUGUGAUAGACUGGGGUCCCAUCCAGGAUGUAGUCACCCCUGGUGUGCCAGGGACCUGUGUCCGCCACAACCUGACCUGAAUAAAGCGGUUACUGAAGAUGAAUUAAUCAAUUAAUGAAUUUCACUAUGAUUUUUAAAACCAACAAAAAAAAACAAACAAAAACGUAUUAAAGCAAAAGCAUUUCUCCAUCUGUAUAUAAUUCUGGAAUUGCCCUCUGCAUGUGCAGUGCUCCUUUUUUUUUUUCCUUCAAUUUGCUCAAAAUAUUGACCCAAAUUUAACAGAAAGCUAAUGAUGAUGAUUUGAAAUAUUCAUCAUAACAGUGUUAUUGGCACAUUUCUAGCUACUCCAUAUAAGCCUCACCUUCAACUGUAUCACCUUCUUCCUAAUCACUGAUCAUUUGAAUUUUCACUCAUAACAUAUAUUAAUUGUUUACUUUUUCUUUUUCAUUUUUAUUUUGUUUCAAUGCUAUUUUCUGAAUUAUGGCCUUGUUUAAAUAAAGACUUUUGAGUCAUCUGCUGCUCA
Messenger RNA from Ictalurus punctatus (channel catfish), 2985 nucleotides. Its product is annotated as clusterin-associated protein 1 homolog. The record is from RefSeq and is a predicted model, not a curated record. NCBI's taxonomy places the organism in Eukaryota, Metazoa, Chordata, Actinopteri, Siluriformes, Ictaluridae. Bases 100 to 498 code for a protein of 132 amino acids. The transcript is spliced from 3 exons.